Aspergillus bombycis is the source of this 1479-nucleotide messenger RNA. RefSeq lists its product as uncharacterized. Bases 1 to 1479 code for a protein of 492 amino acids. The record is from RefSeq and is a predicted model, not a curated record. The transcript has 2 exons. Lineage: Eukaryota; Fungi; Ascomycota; Eurotiomycetes; Eurotiales; Aspergillaceae.
AUGACCACCCCAUCGCAAAACCUGCCCUGGGUAUUCAACAAAGCAGUUAUUGUUCAUUCGCCCGAUCUCGAUGUGUCGUGUCGGGCUAGCCUUCGUAUUUUCCAUGAUAAAACUGCCGGCCGGGGAUCUAUCACCCUUUCGAUUACGGCAGAUCUCGCUAACCCUCGCGUCAGAGCACAGGUGAGGUUGAAUAUUCCCCCAGAAAGAGUCGCAAAAUGUACAUUACACAAGACUAGCAACGACGGCCUCUGUUCACCUAGUUUGGUUCCCACGAUCCCGGCACUUGUCACCAAUGUUUCGGCCGUCUCAACACUGUGUUUGACCCUCAGUACGAUCGGCAUUGUUUUUUGUCCAUCUGAGACGGAGUCUCUCAGUCCAACCACACCAGGAAACUUAAAUUUCCACUCGUUUGCAAAGAUCUGUCGAUCCGAAUCUCUCCGUAUACACUUUGCCAGACGACAAUGUGUGAAUAAAGAACUUAAUAAGCUCGAAAGUUUCUCCCAGGCCCUGCGAGGAAGAAGUCUUGAGGCAGAGCCUUUUGACCACGCUCGCCAUCGCAUGGUCCAGAGAGAUUGGCAUGUCUUCGGUCUGGCGUCUGAUCCACCCCCAUAUUGUCAGGAAGCCGUGUCGGAACAGGUGAAGCAGGUGGGUCCACCCCCAUAUUGCGAGGAGUCCGUGUCCGAGCAGGUGGUUAGAAAACGGCGUAGAGAUUCAAUGCCACUUGACAAUAAACCACGAAAAAUAGCGCUCCUUUCAUCCCCUGCAUCAUUAGGCUCUCCCACUGAGCCCGAUACACCGAGAACUCUCCGCCUAUCCCCUCCGUCCCCAUCCUUAAUCCGCCCAACCUGCUUCACGCGUGCUCUCUCUCCUGGCCGCACAGAGCGUAAUAGACUGGCGGGCCUUGUACAUGAGUUCAGUAGUUUGUCAGAAGACCAGGCUCGCGAAGUAUUAAUUGCAUCAGGACACGCCCAUCUGCUAGCCAUGCCAAAUGAUGUAGACAGUGGCCUGCCAUCUGCGUCUGCGUCUGCCAAAGUCAGCUUUGCCAAGGGCGAGCUGAUCAAACGCCGCCGCCUGGAACGAUAUAUCGAUAAGAUAAUUAAGCGCCACAUAUCACCGAUUGUCGAUGAGAUUGUCGAGAGUGCUGUGAGCAAGUCUCGUGACCAGUUCUUCGACGAAUGCAAAAUGAACGAGGCCGAAUUUCGCGAGCAGGUCGACGAUGGGAACUCCGAGGUACGCACGAUGGCCAAUGAAUGUAUGAAGGAAAUGAAAGAAGAAGCGCAGAAGCACAUACAUGAGAUAGAAGAACAAGCGCAACAGUGCAUGAAUGAUAUUCAGAAUCAGGGAAUCGAGGCUGAGAUGUUUGCGGAGAGACAAAUCGCAAAGUUCAAGUCCUGGUCCAAUGUUUCUCCCCGAUCCUUACUUGAUCGCAAGUCAAGUAGCCAUGAGCUGGGCACUGAUGCCAGACGCGGCUCCAUUUAA